CCCGAAUAAGAAUUCCAGAUCUCACCAGCUCACUUCAGACGCCUGCACACACAAAAUUACUUUAUUUGCCAGAGCAGAGAAGAAAGCAAAGACAAGCAAGCUUGUCCAUGGCCAUUCUAGAAACUGCAGUCCACUCUCCCUUCAUCCUUUCCCCGGUUUAGAACCUUAGGGACCCCCGCAGCCUUCUCCUGGCUGAGAUCUGACAAGACUGAGGUGGGGGAAGCCCCUAAGUACCCGAGCCUGGAGCAGCCCCGAGACUCCAGGCCAGCGAUACACCCACUCAGGCCGAGAAGCAGGCAGUAAAUUCCUCUCCUAUAGUCAGUGCCCCUGGAAGGCAUGCGUUUUGGAUUGGGUGGCGGAGACUGGAGCGGCCAGUAGCAACUUUACCCCUUUAUUCCUUUCCUGAGUCUUAAUAUUCUGUUUUUGAAUCCAGUAAUUGUAGCUCCCAAAGCAAAAAUCUUCUCUUGACACCAAGUCCCCUCAGCAUGCCUAUUUCAGAAGUCCGAAGGCCCAGGGCAUUACAUAGGUUUUUGGACUGAUGGGGAGCUUCUCUGAUUUCUCUAGGCUUGUUCUGAUGGAAACAAAGAACGGGAGCCUCCCUCCUUCCCAAGACUUGUGCAUAUUUACAGAACUGCACUGCAGUUUUAAUGAAACAUCUGUUCUUGCUUCUGCUGAUGAGCUUCCAUAAUUGUUUUCAAACAAAUUUAACAGGAAAAUAUAAAUAUAUUUAGAAAAAUUCAAGUCCCAGCCCCUUCCCCAUAGACAGCCAAUCUUUUGCCAAGGGAGGAGAAAGCACAAAAUGGGAAAAGGAAAAAAAUAUAUUAUCCCAAGGAGGGAAGAUCCAACUCCUAUGACCUGCUCGCCCCCUUGGAUUGAAUCCUCUCAGUAAAUUUCAACUGCAUAAUCAAAGGUCUAACUAAAAGAAACGUGGAUUUUCUCCCUUUGGAAAUACAGAGGAGAGUGUGUUGGAAGUUAAUGUUCCCCAGAGUCUUUAGGUAGAGGGAAGGUAUCUGUGUUUCUGAUUCUCCUGGUAUCUUCCUUCCAGAAUUUCUGCCUUUCCCCCAGCAGCUGUUUUCUGUUCAUUAUAAAUCGAGGAAACCUUUCAGGAUCUGCCCUCUGUUUAGGAACGUAAUAAAACACUUAACUUUUCCAGGCCUGAGACUUACUUUCUGCUCCUCAGGUCGCCCACCCCUGAGCCUACCACCUUUAGGCCCCAAAAGAGAAUCUCCCCAACUUUGGCGCCCCUUUCAUCUCUGGGUAUGACUGAGGGUGGAGCGCCAGGAAACUCAGGCAUCCUUGUUGGGAGGAGGGGAGGAAGCACCGGAUUCCCUCAAAGCCCCUUCCUUCUUUUAAGGUCCCUCCCUCCCCCACACAGCAAUAAAAGAGAUUUGAAAAUAUACAAAAAUCCACACACAUGGAAGGCAAAACUUCAUUAAGACAUCCUAUCUUCCAUCAUUCAAUUUGUUUUACAUUGCAACAAUUUAAUAUCUUGAAGGAAGUACCACUGACAUGAUUUAUCCCUCCAGCAAUCUCACUCUGAAACAGGGGGAAUUUUACUCUUUCUUGCCUUGGCUUCUACUUGUUACACUAUUGCCCUCAGGGCAGACAGGAGGCUGAGAACUUUGAAAGAGGCUACUGGUGUCCAGGGGUGCACUGACUUGUUCCCUAGCUCACUCUCCCCUCAGCUACCUCCCCCCACACCUCUUGCCCUGUAGGGGGACCAGAGCCCCAGCCAGCUGCUGGAAACCUCUGUCCAGGCAUGCCAUGAAUUUGAGUACAGUUGGAAUAGAAAGCAAAAAGCAGUACUCUACUGUUGUGAUUGGGGGUGACUGCUAUGUUACCCCCAGAAGUGAUUACUUUUACAAUCGCUCUCUUUUUGGAAGCCUCCUUCUUUAGCCUCUUCAUCUUGGAAAGAAAAUAGUAUAAUCCAAGGGCAAAAACUUCCAUAAUUACAGGAUCUUUCUUCUACUCUUCUAAAUUCCAACCAAUUUCCCUCCUUUUCCAAGGCAGAGGCUGGAUUUUUAAAGCGAACACAAACUGCCUGGCAGGAAGGGUCCUCAGCCCCCUAAAGAGGUUCAUGUACUAACAGUUCAUCUACACCAGCUCUUAUACAAUGUCUGCUUUUGGGUUCAAAACUUUAUCCCCCCCCCACCCCCUAGUGACACUCCAGGGAAACCUUAACGUUACAGAAGAUGAAUAAAUGAGGUUUUUCCCCCAGCGUAGUCCCGUUUAUGGCUUUAUUGCUACCCAUUGAUUACUCCGCUUUGUUGCACAGAAGGAAAAGAUCAUAAAACCCAGCGACAUCCGGGUUCUUGUUAUAGUCAGACUAAAAAAAAAAAUUAGGGAGAGAAAAAUAUGAGCAUUCGCUGCUUCCUCCAUGCACCUCAUUGUCCUCUUUGUCAGCUUCGAGCGUUUUUAGCCUGUGUCGAUAGCAAAUUCAGUUGGAUUAAUCAGAGGAAAGCCCCAGCUGCAUACCUUCUGCUGUUUUGGUUCACUCACUGCAUCUCUCUCUCUCUCUGAAGCCUCUACAAAACUGUUCAUUCCUAGUCUUCUCCUCCUUUUUCUCAGCCUCAAAGUGUGGGGGGAAAAUGGAGGGAAGGGCUGCUGAGAAUCCAGAGGUGACUGGCUGAAACCUGGGGUCCGCAAGUCCCACAGCUCGGGUCCAGGGGCACUCUCCUGGGCAGAGCAGUCAAUCCAGAGCAGAUAGGGUCUUCUGACCUGAGCAGGAGCACAGCCUGUUGGAAGGUAACUGUCCCUUGGAGUACCACCAAUUUCGUCUUUCAGGCUGUGCCCUAUGUGAUCACAUAGGACCGAGCUGUUCCAAAUCAUAAAUUCUCACCAACAUAAACAGGAGUUGAUGUCUUUAGAAAGAAUCCCAAAGUUCCCUCUCUCAUUAUUAUUAUUAUUUUUUUAUUAUACAUGCUAUAUUUAAGGCAGAAAUGUUGCAAGAGUUUCCCCAAAAGCUAGGUCCUGGGGAGGAGCAGAAGGCUAGGAGGCUCACUUCCGGACCCCACUGUCCUCCGUGGUUGCACCCUCACCCGCCAGCUCUACCUGUGCCCACACAUCCCCUGACACUCAGCACUCAGCCUUCCUCCGUGCUUCAGGAAAUUUCCUUUUCCUUUUCUUUUUUUUAAUUAUUGGGAAAAUAUGCUGGCUAGUGAUGGGAACUCAAUCCAUGGUUGUCAAGUCGUAAUGUCUUCUAGAAUUUCUGGGAACUUCCUUCCACUGGGGAGGACCUCCUCAAAUGAAGCAACCAGGAUGUAAUUUUAGAAAAGGGGCAGACACAAAAGAUGAAAUUAGACUGGAAACACAAGUAUUUCUCUGCCCGGUCUUUAGCCACAACACAGCAAAGUUAGCUGGGGCGGAGAGAUUUCCUGGGACUAGACCUUUCCUUCCGCAGGGAACAAGGCCCUGCUCAGGGACCUGCAUGCCCCGCCCCCAACCGGUUCAUGUAUAUAUGUAUAUAUAUAUAUAUGUGUGUGUGUGUGUGUGUAUACAUACAUACAUAUAUAUAUGUAUUCUUAAAAGAAAUUCAAGUCUUACUUCCAAAGCACACACUUAGUCUCAACUAGGGAAUCAACAGAAGCAGAAGCGAUUUUUUUCCCCCUUCUUGACAUCUGGCUUGUGAUUGGCUGGAAGGGGGUCAGCUGACUUUGUCAUUUUGUCUGUCCUGGAUUGGAGCCGUCCCUAUAACCAUCUAGUUCCGAGUACAAACUGGAGACAGAAAUAAAUAUUAAAGAAAUCAUAGCCCGACCAGGUAAAGGCAAAGGGAUGAAUUCCUACUUCACAAACCCUUCCUUAUCCUGCCACCUCGCCGGGGGCCAGGACGUCCUCCCCAACGUCGCCCUCAAUUCCACCGCCUAUGAUCCAGUGAGGCAUUUCUCGACCUAUGGAGCAGCCGUAGCUCAGAACCGGAUCUACUCGACUCCCUUUUAUUCGCCACAGGAGAAUGUCGUGUUCAGCUCCAGCCGGGGGCCGUAUGACUAUGGAUCUAAUUCCUUUUACCAGGAGAAAGACAUGCUCUCAAACUGCAGACAAAACACCUUAGGACAUAACACACAGAGCUCAAUCGCUCAGGAUUUUAGUUCUGAGCAGGGCAGGACUGCGCCCCAGGACCAGAAAGCCAGUAUCCAGAUUUACCCCUGGAUGCAGCGAAUGAAUUCGCACAGUGGGGUCGGUUACGGAGCGGACCGGAGGCGCGGCCGCCAGAUCUACUCUCGCUACCAGACCCUGGAGCUGGAGAAGGAAUUUCACUUCAACCGCUACCUAACUCGGCGCCGGCGCAUCGAAAUCGCCAAUGCUCUGUGCCUCACCGAGCGACAGAUCAAAAUCUGGUUCCAGAACCGCCGGAUGAAGUGGAAAAAAGAAUCUAAUCUCACGUCCACGCUCUCGGGGGGCGGCGGAGGGGCAGCGGCCGACAGCCUGGGAGGGAAGGAGGAAAAGCGGGAAGAGACAGAAGAGGAGAAGCAGAAAGAGUGACCAGGACUGCCCUUGCACCCCUCUCUCCGCCCUUACUCACCCCAGCUCCCCGAAUCACACACUCUGUAUUUAUCACUGGCACAAAUUGAUGUGUUGUGACUUCCUAGAAGAAAAUAGGGAUCAGACCUGAGAGUCAGCUCUGGACCCUCCCUCACUGCACAACUCUAGCUCGCUUUGCUAUCUCCUUCCUGGCUUGUCUGCAGGCCCCUUCCCUCCACCAGGCCUUGGGGACCAGGUCCCUGAACCUCGCUUCAGGCUCCACUGAUGUCCCUCCAAGUGAGCCCUCGGCUCUCUCCCCACCCCUCCGUCGCCUUUCACCCACCCCGCUCCUCCCCCCUGCGCGGAGAGCAGGCUCCGGGCCUGGGGCCUCCACUCUGGGGCCUCAGGGCCCUGCCUGGCAGCCGCGGGCGGGAGGCCUCAGGAGGACGCGCUUUGGCCCCCGCAGCAACCCCUAGGGCCUCUCCCCAGACCCUACCCGGCCCCUCUGCCCCAGCAAACGCCCAGUCCAGGCAAAGUGUAUUUAAAGAUUCCUAGGGGUCAUUAUGGCAUAUUACGAGCUGUGACCGUUUCUGUGUGAAUAUUUCUAGCUGUAUUUGUGGUCUCUGUAUUUAUAUUUAUGUUAGCACCGUCAGUGUUCCGAUCUCAUUUUAAAAAGGAUUUAAAAAAAGAGGGAAAAUAACAUAAAGAAAAAAGUGAAUGACGUUUGUUUAGUCAGUAGGAGAAAGUAAAUAAAGAAAUAACCCCCUCGUGUUAUCCUCCUGUGUAAAUCCGACCUCUGGAUCCGUUCUCGAAUAUUUAAUAAAACUGAUAUUAUUUUUAAAAGU
Molecule: messenger RNA, 5303 nt
Organism: Meriones unguiculatus (Mongolian gerbil)
Lineage: Eukaryota; Metazoa; Chordata; Mammalia; Rodentia; Muridae
Gene: Hoxc6
Product: homeobox C6
Exons: 2
Coding region: 3772-4479 (235 amino acids)
Biological process (GO): anterior/posterior pattern specification; regulation of transcription by RNA polymerase II
Cellular component (GO): nucleus
Molecular function (GO): RNA polymerase II cis-regulatory region sequence-specific DNA binding; DNA-binding transcription factor activity, RNA polymerase II-specific
Source: RefSeq, a predicted model, not a curated record